Gastrolobium bilobum is the source of this 1488-nucleotide messenger RNA. Its product is annotated as aluminum-activated malate transporter 10. The transcript has 6 exons. Gene Ontology annotation, biological process: malate transport. Lineage: Eukaryota; Viridiplantae; Streptophyta; Magnoliopsida; Fabales; Fabaceae. The record is from RefSeq and is a predicted model, not a curated record. Gene Ontology annotation, cellular component: plant-type vacuole membrane. The coding region runs from base 1 to 1488 and encodes 495 amino acids.
AUGGCUGAUAACAAGAAAGUGGAAUGGAGGAUCAAGAUGGCAAAUGGUUCAUCAGAGAAAGCAGGGCAAGCUUGCAUGUGGGGAGUUAUAUCAGCUCUUGCUUUCAAGGUGUGCAAUUUUCUUAAGAAAGCAUGGGAAUUAGGGGUGAAUGACCCUAGAAAAUUCAUCCAUUGCUUGAAGGUAGGGAUAGCACUUACCACUGUUUCACUUGUCUACUACAUGAAGCCUUUGUAUGAUGGAUUUGGAGGAAAUGCUAUAUGGGCAGUUAUAACAGUGGUUGUAGUGUUUGAGUACACAGCAGGUGCUACAAUAUGUAAAUCUAUAAACAGGAUCUGUGGAACUUCCCUUGCUGGGUUACUAGGCAUUGGUGUUCAUUGGGUUGCUAGUAGAGCUGGAAAGCAAUUUGAACCGUUUAUUGUUGGCGUCUCAGUCUUUCUCUUAGCUUCUGCAGCAACAUUCUCUAGAUUCAUCCCCACCAUAAAGGCUCGUUUUGAUUAUGGUGCAGUGAUAUUCAUCCUCACUUUCAGCUUGGUUUCAGUAUCUGGUUAUAGGAUUGAUAAAUUGUUGGAUCUGGCACAAGAAAGGUUAUCCACCGUUAUAAUUGGCACUAUCUUAUGCAUAAUAGUCAGCAUGUCCAUUCGCCCCAUUUGGGCUGGUCAAGAGCUACAUGUUUUAACCACCGGAAACUUAGACAAACUGGCCAAUUCCUUACAAGGUUGUGUUGCUCAGUACUUUAGUUCUAGCGAAGCCCAAGAAACAGUAUGUGAUGAAGUGUGUGACAAAAAGUUGCUAGGUUACAAGUGUAUUCUAAGUUCCAAAGCAUCAGAAGAUUCUAUGGCUAAUUUUGCAAGAUGGGAACCUGCCCAUGGUCACUUCAACUUCCGCCAUCCAUGGAGGCAGUAUCUUAAAAUUGGAGCAUCCAUGCGCACUUGUGCUUCUGUCAUAGAUGCUCUUAUUGGAUGCAUUAAUUCAGAAAAUAAGGUCACCAAUGACGUCAAGAAUCACAUUAGCAACAUUUCACUGAAAGUGGGAGCCAACUCUGCAGGGGUCAUAAGAGAGCUAGUGAAUACAAUAAGGAAUAUGAAAAAAUCAUCUGAAGUUGGUGUUUUAGUUGCAGAGAUGAAUAGUGCUGCACAAGAGCUCCAAGAUGUACUAAAAUCUUAUCCAAAUUUGGUUAACACACCCCCAUCACAUAAUGACCAAGGCACAGAAACAGAACAAGCAUCCUCAUCCUCUGGGGAAGAAUUGGCUCCAAAAAUUGAAAUCUCACUCAUGGAUGUUAUUCAAGUGGGAACUGUAGCUUCUUUGCUUAUUGAAAUUGUAGCACGUGUGGAACACAUUGUGAGCACUGUUGAAGAACUAUCAGAGUUAGCAGAAUUCGAGCCAGUGAUGUGCAUCAAAUCUAAACAAAAUAUAGAAGACAAUAACAAGUCCUUCCUGAACGAACAGAAAGAUGAUGAAGACAUGAAAACACUCCAAAUAGUCUGA